Aricia agestis (brown argus) is the source of this 985-nucleotide messenger RNA. RefSeq names its product TBC1 domain family member 7 (gene TBC1d7). The coding region runs from base 55 to 939 and encodes 294 amino acids. Gene Ontology annotation, biological process: activation of GTPase activity; negative regulation of TOR signaling. Gene Ontology annotation, molecular function: GTPase activator activity. The record is from RefSeq and is a predicted model, not a curated record. The transcript is spliced from 6 exons. NCBI's taxonomy places the organism in Eukaryota, Metazoa, Arthropoda, Insecta, Lepidoptera, Lycaenidae.
UUUUAAGUUAAAAAUUAAAUCAAUGAGGGCAUAGUCUAUAACAUCAAUAUCAAGAUGACCGACGAAAGAAAUUUCCGUUCGGCCUACUACGAAAAAGUUGGUUGUCGUGGUGUCGAAGAAAAGAAAUCAUUAGAAAUCCUAAUGAAGGAGAAACCAUGGGAUAGAGUCAAGUUGAAGCAGUUCUGCUUACGGUUCACCGUGCCUGGUGCAUACAGAAACUUGGUUUGGAAAGUUCUACUGGACAUUCUCCCAGUAUACCCAGACUCGCACAAGUUUGUGAUGGAGCAGCGGACGGAGCAAUACAACGACUUACUCUAUGCCGUGGAGAUGCUGGAGUUUGUUGACAUGAAGGCGCCUCGGAGCCAGAUCCUGCUGGCUAUGUGGCUGUUGGAGACAGAGGAGAUCACCCCACCAUUGUUCCCUGAGACCAAUUAUUGUUCAUCGGACACAUUCAUACCCAUUGCCAACACGCUGCUUGAGCUGGUGGACAGCGAGGUUGACGUGUACUGGCUGAGCAAGAGCCUCACAGACGUGGUGGGGAACAUGCAGCGGGAGCUCGGCAAGCUGCGGGACGCUUUCCACACCAUGCUGGAGAAUGAGGAUGGAGAGUUGUACAAUCACCUGAACGAAAUACAGGCAUUGGAAGCUCUUCCUCUUACAAAAUGGUUCAACUGUUGCUUUGCUGGAGUCUUAGAUGACACUUCUCUCACCAAAAUAUGGGACAAGGUGUGUGCAGGCGCACCGAAGAUCCUGUCAUUUGUGGCCGUUAUGCUGGUCAUUACUUUACGGAGGAAUAUCCUCAAAGCCAAGACCAAGGAAGAGGUGUUGAAGUGUGUCUCAGAGUCAGCAGAACAAUGGGAGGAGGUAGUGGCAAACAAGGCUAUCGAACUGUGGCAAUUCUACGCCCAGCCACAGAAUGACCAGCUGGCCAAGAAAUGAUGUAUGACCUUCUAAUGAGAAGGACCUUCUCAUUAGAAGAAACCGG